AUGGGACUGAAUGAUGUGUAUGCACAUGCAAGAUGCAAUAUCCUCGUGAUGAGCCCGCUUCCAAAUAUGGAUCAUACCUAUUCCAUCCUGCUGCAAGAUGAAAGUCAGAGGGAAAUAUUUGUUAGCCCACAAUAUCCAACAGAUGGUGCAUCUUUUAUGGUAGGACCUCAAGGGAAGUUUAAUCAAAGGAACAAUAUUCAGAAAUCAUGGGGAACUCCUCAGAAACAGGGGAACAUUCAGAACAUGCAACAAAAGUUCAAAAAGAAGGCAAAGUACAAUCCUAAUGUGAGUUGUAGUCAUUGUAUGAGAACAUGGCAUGUAAGGGCAGAUUGCUACAGACUAAUAGGAUUCCUAGAUGAUUUUCAAUUCAUAAAAUCAACAAAUUAUCAGUCUGCCAUAAAAGGAAAUGCAGUGGUGGCAGGACAGGAAGGUGAAGAGAAGAACAACACAUGUAGUGAAGGAAAUAUCAGCAGUCAGAACCAGUUUUUCAGUAAGGAGCAAGGGUCAGAAUUGGUAAACAUAAUCAAGCAAGUGCAGAUUGGAAGUGCAGCAGCCACAACAUUAGAAAUCAAUGCUAAUGCUGUAGCUGUUACCAUACUCAAAUACACAGGAACUUGUCUUGCUGUUUUCAACACUAAAACAUGGAUAAUUGACUCAGGGGCCUCUGAACAUAUGUGUUUUGAUGCUAAUUCUUUCCUAUCUCUUACUCCUCUUCCUGCACCUUUGCACAUUAGCUUACCUAAUUCAUUCCAGUUGUGUGUUACACAUAUAGGAAGUGUGUCUAUUCAGCCUGAUAUGGUUCUUCAUAGGGUGCUUCAUGUCCCUUUAGUAGGGAUGGGACAAGUUUUUGGUGAAGUUAGAGAUGGAUUGUACCUGUUUCAGCCAACUAGAAUAGAGUCUAUCUCUCCUCUUAGAAAAAAUGUUGUUUCCAUUCCAAAAGGAAGAAAUUCCAGUGUUAUUUCUACUUCUGUUUCCUUUUCAGUACCUUUAGUUGCUAUCGCUACAUCUACUGUAAAGCAAUGGCAUGUUAGGCUAGGGCAUUUGCUCUUUUCAAAUGGAGUAGUUGAGAGGAAGCAUAGGCAUCUUUUGGAAGUAGCAAGGGAACGUUUAUUUCACUCUAAGGUGCCUCUCCAAUACUGGGGAGAAUGUGUGCUGACAGCUACAUAUCUGAUCAACAGAAUCCCUUCUAAGGUUCUGAAUGGAUUAACACCCUAUGAGCAUCAGAAAGGUUACAAGGUCCUGGAUCUUGUCACUAAAAGGGUGUUUGUGUCUAGAGAUGUUAGGUUUCAUGAAGAUCAAUUCCCUUUUUCCCACUCACCUCUCACAUCUGAUUUUCCUUUCUUCCCUCAAGAUACAAUUCCAACAGAUACCUUGCCCCAUAACUCAACAGAAUACUCUUCUAGGAUAUCUCUACCAUCGCCUUCACCUCCAUCUACCCACUCCUCACCUAGCAGUUCUUCUACAUGUCCUGGUCCCUCUAUUUCAACCAACAUCAACCUAACACCUUCAGACUCUGCUCCUACUCCAUGUCCUUCUUACUCACCCAUCCUGUCCGGAUCAUUUUCUCCUUCAUCAAUCAGCACACCUAUUCUAAUUCCACCUCCACCAGUCAGAAUAUCUGACAGGGUAACUCAGAAACAAGCCUACUUAAAUGAUUACAUUUGCAAUAACAUCUACCUAUCCGACCUUAGUUCCUGUCUAUCCAAACCUCUCAAGCCAAAUGCCUUUUCUUUCCAUGCUCUUUCUAUAGACAACCAUCAUCUCCUUCAAUCUAUUUCUACCACAUCAGAACCUAGCAGUUAUCUACAAGCUUCUAUCCAUCCUGGGUGGAAAAAGGCUAUGGAUGCUGAAAUUUCAGCACUUGAGAUAAAUAACACUUGGGAUGUUGUAUCCUUUCCACCAGGGAAGAAAGCUUUACCCUGUAAAUGGGUGUACAAGGUGAAGCAUAACUCAGAUGGUACAAUUGAAAGGAUAAAGGCUAGGUUGGUGGUGAGGGGAGACAUUCAGAGAGAAGGGAUAGAUUAUUCAGAAACUUUUUCACCUGUGGUAAAGAUGACUACUAUCAGGUGUCUUUUGGCUGUGGCUAUCAAGAAGGGGUGGAAUGUAUCACAACUCGAUGUUAAUAAUGCCUUCUUGCAUGAGGAUUUGCAAGAAGAGGUCUAUAUGAAAUUCCAGCAGCAAUCAGGUGAUUUAAUUUCCAUAUUAGUUGUAUAUGUGGACGAUAUACUACUCACAGGUAAUGACACCACAGAAAUUGCACAACUUACAGCUUUUCUACACUCAGAAUUCAAAGUAAAACAUCUUGGUCACAUUCAUCAUUUCUUGGGUAUGGAAAUUCUCAGAGAAAAGCAUGGUUUUAUAAUAGGGCAAAGGCAAUUUACCUUGGAACUUUUGGUUGAAUUUGACUGCACAGGUCCUGCUGUAUCUUCACCUCUCGAUCCUUACUCUAAAUUGCAAGCUGAUAUGGGAGAGCUUAUGCCUGAUCCUACCAUUUAUCGCCACCUUGUUGGAAAGCUCAACUACUUAACAAAUACUAGGUCGGACCUCUAUUUCGCUGUUCUUUACUGGGCGGCUUGUAGAGAUUCUCGCCGAUCUGUUAGUAGCUUCUUCAUCACCCUUGGUGGAGCUCCAAUCUCUUGGAAAUCGAAGAAACAAAUCUCCAUCUCUAUGUCCUCCGCAGAAGCGGAAUACAAGUCUAUGAGAAGGGUGACCGCAGAAAUCACUUGGUUAGUCCGCUUACUUGCCGAUCUAUCAGCACCACCCACUUUACCAGUGCCUGUUCACUCGGAUAGCCAAGCUGCCAUUCACAUAGCUCGUAACCUAGUUUUUCAUGAACGAACCAAACAUGUGGAGUUGGAUUGUCACUUUGUUCGUCAACAAUUUCUUUCCGGUUUGAUCUCUCUCUCUUUUGUUCCGUCGGAAUCUCAGCUCGCCGAUCUAUUUACCAUACCCUUAUCCGGGGGUUCUCAUCAGAGUAUUUUAUCCAAGCUAGGGGUCCAUUCUCUCCCCUCCACCUUGAGGGGGGAUGUUGAAGAACAGAACCCCCAUGAUACCACUGUAGCAGAAGAAGCAAAGAAGAAGAAGACAACAGCGUUACAUUUGCUUCAGGCAGAUGAUUCAAUCAAAGUGGAGCAUGACGUGGCAGCAUAA
Molecule: messenger RNA, 3150 nt
Organism: Nicotiana tabacum (common tobacco)
Lineage: Eukaryota; Viridiplantae; Streptophyta; Magnoliopsida; Solanales; Solanaceae
Source: RefSeq, a predicted model, not a curated record